This is a messenger RNA of Jaminaea rosea, 294 nucleotides long. RefSeq lists its product as hypothetical. Gene Ontology annotation, molecular function: structural constituent of ribosome. The record is from RefSeq and is a predicted model, not a curated record. The transcript has 2 exons. Lineage: Eukaryota; Fungi; Basidiomycota; Exobasidiomycetes; Microstromatales. The coding region runs from base 1 to 294 and encodes 97 amino acids. Gene Ontology annotation, biological process: translation; ribosome biogenesis. Gene Ontology annotation, cellular component: ribosome; mitochondrial large ribosomal subunit.
AUGGCUAGCCUCCUCCUUCGUCCAUGGGCGCUACGCUCAGCGGUCAACACCAUGCCCUCAGCUUUCGCCGCGGUCAGGACAAUGUCAUCAAGGGUCUCUCGUCCAUCCCUCCUCGUCAACCCCUCAGCGCAGCGCACUUCAGCUUCAUCCUCGUCCAUCCUCGACCAGGCUCGAGGCAUGAAGGUUCGAUCUGCCAUCAAGAAGAUGUGCAAUGAUUGCUCCGUCGUCAGGAGAAAAGGCAGACUCAUGGUCAUCUGCAAGUCCAACCCUAAGCACAAGCAGCGUCAAGGAUGA